Messenger RNA from Linum trigynum, 4758 nucleotides. NCBI's taxonomy places the organism in Eukaryota, Viridiplantae, Streptophyta, Magnoliopsida, Malpighiales, Linaceae. The record is from the annotation of a GenBank genome assembly.
CCCUUGGGUGCUUGGGUUUCAAAAAUCCAUCUCCCUUUAUGAAAACCCACAUAUGCAAUACAUAGCAGCAACUAGAAAAAUCACCCCAGAAUGCACGCCUGUGCUUUUGGUUUUCUAGCCCAUGCUUUUCCCAAAAUGCACCAUUUCCAUUUCAUUCUUCAUGAAAAGCAUGGGUGAGCCCUUGGAAAGCACGACCGUGCUUUUGGAAGCUGAUUCUCGUGCUUUCGGCCCAGAUCUCUUAUCUCAAAGCACAACCUUUAAAUGGUAAAGCAAGAAUGUGAUUUUGUGAUGCUUUGAUAGUACAUUCCGUCCAAAUACACGAUUUGUCAUGCCAAUGCUCAUGGAAGGUCUGGUCGUGCUUUUCUUCCCUUUGGCACUCCUUAGUUGCGAAUGACCUCCAAAUGACCCGAAACUUGCACCUAAGCUUUCCUUCACUUGCUAGAGCCUGAUAUAUGUCAAAUGAACACAACCUAUCACAGGCAAAUGAGAAGCAUGUUAUCAAGACAAACAUGUCAAAAAAAAAAAUAAAGAGAUGAGUGGCAAAACAUGUAUAAAUGAGCUCAUAUAACUCCUCUAUCAUCUACUCUAUUCUACUGAAUGGACACAAGUCGAAAUUUCAAAAAAUCUCGAGGAUCCCCACAAUAUGACCAUUUCUCAUCUUAUCUAUUUAUACUUUGUCUUGAAGGCAUAAUAUAUUUGAUAAAUAAGGAUGAAAUGGAAGGUAAAUUUCAUGAAAUUCAAGUAUGUGGGGGCGCCCCAGUAAUAUCACAUCUCUUCUCUGCAGAUGAUUGUGUGAUAUUCAGAAGGACUACACCCCAAGAGAGCAACAACCUCAAGGAUAUCCUAAAGAUAUACGAGCAAGAAUCAACCCAAAAGAUUAAUUUAUAUAGGUCUAAAAGAUAUUUAGCAAAAGAUACACCUCCCUCCCACGAGAAUAAAGGAAGGAGGGCUUGAUUUUUGUGAUUUGAGAGUUCUUAAGAAAGCCCUUUUGGCAAAACAACUCUGGAGGAUCAUUCGGAAUCCUUAUUUUUUUAUGGCUGAGAUUUUAAAGGAAAAUUACUUCCACCCUUCUUCUAUUUUGCAGGUUGGAACACACUUAAACUGGAGUGUUGUCUAGAAGCUUGUUGCGAGCUAGAGAGCUUCUCUUAGAGGGUAUGAGAUGGAUAGUUGGCUACAGAUAGAUAUCAGAAUAUUGAACAAGAAAUGGAUACUUAACGAGACAAACCACCCCAUAUAUUAAGUUAAACAUAAUCAACACAUAUGUGGUUGUGGACUCACUUUAUAUAUGAGUCUAUAUGACUUGCAGCAUAGUAUAGAUUCGUGUUUGAGAAGAUAAAAAAUAGCAAUGAACAAAACAUGGACUACUAAUCAUACAAAAUUGAGAUUGGGGAUGCAUAUGAGUGUAAUGCAAUCCGCUCUCACUUGAAGGAGAACUCGAUAAAAGGGUACUUACUACUGACGCUAAGAAAUAGACAGAUGGAGAACAGAUAAAUUAACGGAAAGAGUUCUUUUGUCAUUUUUGCAUAAUUCAGUGACCAAAAAUGUCAUUUAAUCAUUGAAAAUGUACAAUGCUUAAAAAAGAAAAGUCUAAAACAAGGGACAUAUUCAAAAUUUGAAACUCGGCGACUGGAGGCGCUCCAACGGUCCACUAAACCUAUUAGGGUUUCCGCUUCCCUGUGGCGGCCCACACUAUAUAUACUUCACCCACACAAAAUGAAUCCCUCCAUUCCCCAUUUCCUCCAUCUUUGCCGUUUACUUCAGUUGCAGAAAGGAUAAGCACAAACCGCCCCCCGCUGCGAUGGAAGGUUUCGAUUUCCACAGCCUUGCAAGGAAGGACCUCCAAGCUCUGUGCAAGCAGAACAAGAUCCCUGCCAACCUCACCAAUGUCGCCAUGGCCGACUCUCUGCAAUCUCUCCAACAGGUGGAGGGACUCGAUGAAUUAAUCGAAGCACUGAAGUCUGAUCCUCAUCGUUCCCCGGGGAAAACUGUCCCCGGAACGCCUGUGGUUCCGCCGUCCGGCCGCCGAAGUACAGUUAGAAGUAAGCCUGCUAUAGUUGAGCCAGUGACUCGUACUCGGCGCACUACAAGGAAAACUGCUGCUCCUGGUGCAGUUGCUGAAACUCCGGUGACGGCAGUAAGCAGGAGGAAGGUGCCCGUCCCUGAAGCUAGCAAGUUUAGUUUGGAAGGCGAGGGAGUUGGUGUUGUGGAGAAGACUAAGGCUGCCUCAGUAGCAAAAUCUGUCCAGAGUGGUUCAUCGUCUGUGGCCACUUCUAUCCACAAAGAUGAAAAAUCUUUCCAGAAUGUGUACAGCAGCAGACGAUCAGUAAGGUUGUUGGAGAAGAGCAUGGCAAAAAUUUGUUUGAAUGAAGGCGACGCCGCUGGAGAUGAUUCAUCGAUUGCACCAAAGGAGGAAACCCAUGUCUCUUGUGGAAACUUGGACUCUUUAUUGGAGAAUGAAUCUGAAAUCCAAGAAGGAGUUUCUGCAGAUCAUGCGAACAUUAGCUCGGAGUCUGUUAAAAGUGAUGACAUGAGUGUAGUUCCAAGCUUAGGUUCUCAAGAGGAGAAUGUUGAUAUGAAUUCGGAUGUAGUUGAGCCUCUUCCCAAAGCUGACUGCCACAAUGGAAAUGAAGCAUCUAGUAAUGUGAACAAGAACGAAUCCAUUGAUGAGACUGUAUCCCAAGAGGAUGUGGAGAAAACUGUCUCCAGUCUGUCGGAGAAUGAAACUGGAAUGAACUGUGAUCUUCAAGCAGAUGAGGGAAACAAAGAUGAAGUGGAGGAGAAACAGUGCAUUGACCCUGUUGUAUGUGAUAAUGUUCAAGAUCAUGAAGCGGAUCAUCUUCAAGUUAACACCCAAGAGGAGGCAGUUGAUCUAAACAAUGAAUCCCUAAAGGAGAGUGAACCAGAUGACAUUCCAAUGGAACUCAGCAAUCCAGAUGCUCCUUCCAUUGGCAACCGUUCACCGGACACAGAAACUAAAAUGGACGCUGAAGUUCAAUUGAAUGGCAGGCAAAUAGCAGCAAGCGCAGAAAACAUGCCUGGAAGUCCCAAUCUAUCAGACUGGUCAGGUGGAAGCUUUGAUGAGUGGUUAGCUAAGGAACAACAAAAGAACAUUGAUGAAGCUGGACCAGCAGCAGUCUCAACUCCAAGACCUGCUCUGAAAUCAAUCGUUGUAAUGGGAUCAAACAGCCACCAUGUUUCUUCCGCUGCUCUACAAGUGUCUGAAGACACCACUUCUCCUGCAGUCGCUGAAACAAAGCAUAUUAUGCACACUGAUGACGACUCGGAGGACCAUGAUGGGAUGAAACUAGAUGGAAUUCAAGGAGAUGUUGUAGUCGAUUCAGAAGAAUUCGUCACCAUCACCCAACCAGCUGCAGCGGAUGCUUCCUUGAUUUCGGGCAACAUGAAGCUCUCGUCACCUUUCGCAGCUGACGCACUUCGGGGCCAGUUUCCCAGACCCUCGUUGUCGGCCAAUAAACAGCAGGCAAUCCAGAAGAGUAGGGCCGACAUUGCAUCGGAAAUCAACAAGGAGAACGUUGACAACUGGGAGAUCAUGGGGAAGGAGGAGACUGGAAAAGAUGAAGCGACGAUGACGACGAAGAAAGAGGGUUCCAAAGAGUUGGAGGAGCUGAGUAUGAGGCAACUGGAAAAGAUGCUGAAGGAAAAGCUGCAGCUUGCUAACAAAAAGACUGAAAAGGUGGAGGAGAAGAGGCAGGCAAUGCAGAGGUUACCAGAGAAUCGUAUGCCGGUUGGCGAAACUGAUAGGAAGAACUAGAGAUCUUCAAGACCAAUUCGUCGAGUUUGAAAUGGAAAAUUUCAUUCUCCACUUCGUUGAUGUUCAAGACAAGACAAACCUUCUUGGUUUGCUUCCUUUUUUUUUCCUUCUUCUUCUUCUUCUUGGUUUUCAGGUUACAUGUUGUGAGUUUUGAUGAACGGUGAUACAAUAAUUUGUCAUUCUGGAGUUUGGUCUCCCUUUCUAGAGUUUGUAAACCCGUCAAUAGAAAUGAACUUGCUGUUCAAAAACGCCAAUAUUUUGGAACUGAAGAAGCUUGUGAGAUUCCCGCAAUAGCUCACGCCAAUGCACAAACUUGACAUUCAUCUGAGUGUUGGCCCGAAUGAUUGAAGACAUGGAUCCCACCCAGGCUGCUCCCCUCCACGACUUCAAAAAGUGCCCUCACUUUUGCUUUGAACGGGGUGGAACAAAGAAUAGUAUCAGCUCGUCCAUCAAAUACUUGUCCACGGUGGUUAACAACAUUAACACAAUAUGUUGCAGGUUGGGAGUCUCUUAUGAACGACCCAUCAUAGUGAAUCACCAUUGGAUGAUUGCUUGGCAGUGGAGAAGGAUGAGAUUGGGUUUCCUUGAGAUGACUAGAGGUGGGAGGGGCAUGAGGUUUGGAUAACCUCGGAUAUGUUGCCUACUCAAUGAAUUCUCUUACAGUUUGCAUGCAAAUGUUCGGGGGCCAUGGGGAGCGGUUUCUGUAGGCACGUUCAUUCCUCGCUUUCUAAAUAUUCUAGCAAAGGAAGAUAAAUAUGGAUGAUCUUUCUAUAUUGGAUUGAUUCCUUAAGAGAACAAAACCAAUCAACGAAAGAUGUCCACUCUCCUGAAUCAAUCCAGUCUUUGACUUUCUAUUGAUUCUAAGGGCCUACUCCCAAUAGUUUCCUUGUGUAGGUAAGGAAUCCAUGGAUCCUGAUCCACCCAAGUGUCUACUUUUGACCCUGUCAUUUGAACUGCUCCUAGAUCAAUAACAUCUUUUUGCCUCC